AGUUUUUCGCUGUUUUGCUGGCAUCGCUUGCAGAACACCUCUGCAGAAACGCGAGCAGGUCCACACGUUAACUUUUUAAUCCCGUGUGUGCGUGUGCGUGUGCGUGUCUGUGGCUGCAAAACAUGGGCCCAAAUCGCCAAAGAAAGCCGCAGAGUGGCGGCCGAGGCGGCCGAGGACGUGGCCGGGGGGCCGCCCCUGCACCGGCGCCGGCCAAAGCGACGCCGUCCAUGAUCACCAACGCCGGUCGCGAUUUAAUUGUGGAUGUUCUGCACCACGCUGCGAGUGGUGGCAGCGUGCCGGUGCCAGAGAAGCACUUUGACGCCAAAAUCGGCUCCCGCAUCACUUUUCAGCGCAACUCGCCGCUGACGCCGUCGGAGAUCCUCCAGCGUCUCUACGAAGGCCUUGGAUUUCCACGCGACCUCGUGACGCAGUAUUUGACCGACCUCGCCGAAGCCAACGAGGUGCCUGCCUUCUCCGACGUAUCGGAGCUGCUAGACGAAACGGGCGCCUUCCAGCCGUUCUUAGUUCGAAGCAGCUUUGAGCUUUUCAACUGCAUGACGUGGUUUUCGCGUGAGGAGACCGACGACAAGAUCACCCCUGAGGAAGGCGACGCGAUGCUGGAGGAGGAGAUGACUACGGUGGAGAGUCUCUUCAGCGACAGCUUCCUGGGGCGCAGCCACUUCGACGAUGGCGACACCGAAGACCGCGAGGUCUACUUCUGCUUCCGCACCGCCGCGGACAAGCAAGUCCUAAUUGUCCUCCGCUUCCCUGACUUCUACCCGGCAGAGACGCCCUCCGUCCACAUUCAACCGCUGCGCUCUGGCACGACGGACGCGGCGCCGAGUCUGGUGGUCGCGCCCUCGUGCACCAAGGACAUCUCCGCCAGCAACCGGCGGGCCAUCAUGGACGCGGCGGUGAACGCCAUCAACGGCUUCGUGGGCACUGGCUGCCUCCUGGCCCUCGUCUCCGCCAUUCACGGCGCUGUCACCUCUCAGGAGGAAUCGCAGCCGGCCUCCCCGACGCCGCAGCAGGACCGCGCAGCAAUUCUGAAGGAGCGGGCAGAGGCACAGCAGCAGCGCAAGGCCUUCAUGAGUGCGCUGACGGGCAAACACGACGGCAGCAAGAACGACGCCGAUGACAACGAGGAACAAGACCGCUUCAUUCAGGUGUCGAUGCCGGAGAAGGUGGAGCUGGCUACCGUCGACGCGGCCAGCAUCAUCCGCGACACACAGCGCCGGGAGUUUCUGCUGAAGGAUGCUGCGCUCGACGCCACCCUGAAGGCGUCGUGGCAGAAGCUUCGGAAGGAGGGGACGCUGCGCAAGUCGCGCGACUCGUUGCCGGCGCACAACGUUCGUGAGACGCUGCGCAGCGCGUUGAAGCAGCACAAUGUCGUUGUCAUUGGCGGUGAGACGGGCAGCGGCAAGACGACGCAGAUCCCGCAGUUCCUGUACGAGUUCAUGUGCGAGGAGGGCAACGGCAGUGCGGCGAAUAUUCUGUGCACGCAGCCGCGGCGUCUCGCCGCCACCUCCGUCGCGCUGCGCGUGGCCGAGGAGCGCGACGAGGCGGUGGGCGGCACGGUCGGCUACAGCAUCCGCCUCGAGAACUGCGUGUCGAAGAAGACGCAGAUCACAUACCUCACCACCGGCAUCGUGCUGCGGCGGCUGCAGACGGACAAGUUUCUUGGUCGUGUGAGCCACGUUGUGGUGGACGAGAUCCACGAGCGUGGCGUCGACACGGACUUCUUGCUGAUUCUCCUGCGUGAUUUGGUGCGGCGCAGGACGGAUUUGAAGGUGGUGCUGAUGAGCGCCACGAUGGACUCCGAGCUCUUCGCCCGCUACUUCGACGGUGCCCCGGUCAUCUCCAUCGCCGGCCGCACCUUUCCGGUGAGGGUGAUGCACCUGGAGCAGAUCAUUCCAGAGGUGCAGUACACCCUCGAGGACGCCUCGCCGUACGAGAAGAUCAGCGGGGACAAGGAGACGCGUCGCCGCAACACGCGCAAGAAUGUGCUGAACCUCGACCUGGAGGACGUCGAGGAGGACACGGAGCGGGAGAGGGAGCAGCAGAAGCUGGCCCGCGUGGUGAAGGCGUCGCCCAAGACGCUCGACAUUCUUGCCCGCAUGAACUUCGAUGUCAUCAACUACGAGCUUAUAGAGUACAUCGUGGAGUACAUCGACAACGCCCUCCGCAUUCCUGGCGCUGUGCUGGUGUUCCUGCCCGGCAUGGCGGAGAUACAGCGGUGCAUGGAGCAGCUGUCCUACAAUCCCCGUCUCGCCAAGGCGUGUCUCUUUUACAACCUUCACAGCUCGUUGGGUUCAUCAGAGCAGCAGGGGGUGUUCCGCAAGCCGCCGCCCGGCAAGCGCAAGGUUAUUCUGGGCACCAACAUCAUGGAGACCUCCAUCACCAUUGACGACGCCGUGUUCGUGAUUGAUACCGGCAAGGCGAAGGAGAACCGCUACAACGCUCGCAAGAGCCUCUCGGAGUUGGUCACGGUGAACAUCUCCAAGGCGAACUGUCGCCAGCGACAAGGUCGCGCCGGUCGUGUGCAGGAGGGCUUCUGCUUCCGCCUCUUCACGGGGGCCCAGUUCGACGCCUUCGAGGACCACCAGCUCUGCGAGAUGCACCGGGUGCCGCUGGAGAGUCUCAUCUUGCAGAUUUACGCUCUCCACCUCGGCGACGAGGUCGAGUAUCUGCAGAAGGCCCUCUCCCCACCGGAGGAGCGCGCCAUCCACAGCAGCGUCAAGGUGCUCACGACGCUCGGGGCGUUGACGGCCGAGAAGCGUCUCACCUCUCUGGGGCAGCACCUCGCGAAUCUACCGCUGGAUGUGCGGGUGGGCAAGAUGAUCAUCCACGGUGCACUGCUGCAGUGCAUCGACCCGGUUCUGACCAUGGCCGCCUGCCUCGCCUCCCGCUCUCCCUUCAUCGCCUCCAUCGACUUCCGCACCGAGGUGGAGAACAUGCGCCGCGCCUUCGCCGGGGAGACGCUGUCCGAUCAACUCGCGUCGUGGUUCGCGUACAACAAGUGGGCCACGGCGGUGCAGCAUCAAGGCGCCGGCGCCGCGCGGAAGAUCUGCCAGGAGUGCUACCUGUCUCCCGCGGCCCUGCAGCAGAUCCAGUCCACGAAGCGGCAGUACGAGCGCUACCUCGUCGAGGCGGGCUUCAUCGACAACGCCAACCGCAGCCGCGUCUCGCCGAACAAGUUUGUUUUCCCGCCCUUCACGACGAUGGACGAUCGCGUGUUUGAGGCGGGCGGGCCGCUCUUCAACGACAACUCGAGCAGCAGCCGUUGCAUCCUGGCAUGCCUCGUGGCGGGGCUGUACCCGAACGUGGCCCGGCUGCGGGUGCGGCGCGGACCGAAGGGCGGUGGUGGUGGUGGUGGGCCGGGCCACAGCUUCGGCGGUCGUCCUGCCGUGAAGUUCAGCACCUUCGACGGCUCAGAAUGCCUCAUCCACCCAUCCAGCGUGGCAGGGAAGGAGACGUCGUUCAGCUCCCCGCUUGUCGUCUACGUGGACAAGGUCAAGACGUCCGCCACCUUCUUGCGCGAGGUCUCCGUGGUGGCCCCCCUCCACGUCAUUCUUUUUGGCAGCGGCAACUUGGAAUAUUUGCCGAAAUACGAGGAGCUGUGCGUCGAUGAAAUGACAGCCUUCAAGUGCAGACAGGACGACGCAACGCUCCUGACGCACCUCAAGACACAGCUGGACUCUGCGCUGACACAGAAGAUCAACGACCCGUCCAAGUCGUGGGAGUCGAUCAGCAGCGUCGUCGUGCGCGCGAUUGUGAAACUGUUGAAGGAAGACGGCGGCCGUGCCGGGGCUCUUACCAUCGUCGACCGCCGGCAGCCACGCGCGCCGUUGACGGAGCCGCUCGUACCCGACGCCCCCGCAGCCGUCGCGGCUCAGCCGACCGUCCCGGACGACCAGCCUUUCAAGACCAACAAAUCGUGUUUCCUGUGCGGCGAGACGGGACACGUCUCGCGGUAUUGUCCGCACAACAGCGCGCACAGCAAGGGCGGGCCGCCGGUUCGCUGCUUCAUUUGUGGUCAGUGGCAUUUCCCUCAGGACUGCACGCUCGUGAAGCCGCUCAAGCGGUAG
Molecule: messenger RNA, 4088 nt
Organism: Leptomonas pyrrhocoris
Lineage: Eukaryota; Euglenozoa; Kinetoplastea; Trypanosomatida; Trypanosomatidae
Product: putative Rna helicase
Exons: 1
Coding region: 123-4088 (1321 amino acids)
Cellular component (GO): intracellular anatomical structure
Molecular function (GO): RNA binding; ATP binding; protein binding
Source: RefSeq, a predicted model, not a curated record